AUGAAUAUAAUUAAGGUUGGUCUUAAAUUCAGUUCAAUAAAAUACCCUUCACUUGAUAUUCAUAAUUAUUAAUUGUAUAAGUAUCAUUCUGAUUAUGGAAAUUUGCUAAAAGGAUUAAAGAUAGGCACAUCCUUAUUGCCUAAUCAAUUUGAAAUUGUUCCUUCGAAACUGAAAGGAUUUCUCAUAGAUCAAUUAAAACAGGAUCAAUAAAUUUUGAAAAAGCCAAAAGAGGUGUUAUUUGUUGGAAGAUCAAAUGUGGGCAAGUCAAGUUUGAUUAAUGCAAUAUUAGGAUAAAAUGUGGCUGAAACAUCAAGCAAAACUGUAAGAAAAUACCAUAUAAUAUAUAGGGUAGCACUUUAAGAUUAUAAUUUCACAAUAUUUAAACAAUUAAUGGAUAUGUAGUAGAUAGUCCUGGAUAUGGCUAUUCUUAAAUAAAUGUUGAUGCAUAAAAAUACAUGUAAGGAAUGAUAUACACUUACACAAAACUGGCAUCAAGAUUGUCAAGAAUAUAUGUGCUUAUUGACAUUGAACAUGGUCUAAAAGAUAAAGAUAAAGUCAUGUUAAAUAUGUUAUAAGAGUAAAAUGUGAACAUAUAAAUUGUGCUAACAAAAUGUGAUAAGAUUAAGGAAAGAAUGUUGUUUGAUAGACAACUUUAUCUAGCAAGGGAAAUCAAACAAUUCAAAAAUAUUCAUCCUAUCAUCCAUACUGUUAGCACAAAAGACAAUUUUGGUAUUAACGAUAUUUAAUACUCUCUUAUUGAUUCAUUUUUUAUCCAUCAAAGCAGGCAAUUAUUCAAUAUGGAAGACAAAUUGAUCAAACUUAUAUAAGCUAGAAAUAGACCAUAAAAACUAGAUUUAAACAAAUUAACUAAGCAAUUCAAAAAGGGUUUACAACUACCUACAAACUAGAAUACUUUAGUGCAUACCAAAAAACCUAAACAUUAACUCUCCUGA
Messenger RNA from Paramecium octaurelia, 953 nucleotides. NCBI's taxonomy places the organism in Eukaryota, Ciliophora, Oligohymenophorea, Peniculida, Parameciidae. The record is from the annotation of a GenBank genome assembly.